AUGAAGGAUGAAGACAUGGAUCCUUUAGAAGCUUACAUGUUGGAUGUUCGUGAAGAGGCAAAAAAAAUAAAUGAAGAAGACAAGAAGCGCUUUGAAAAGCUAAGCAAGGCUGAUAAAGGAUAUUCACUUAUGGAUAUCGAUGAAAAUACUAAUGAAAAUGGAAAUGAACAAGACGAGGAAGAGGAGAUUGGUAGUGACCCCGAAGAUAUUAUUGCCUAUGCAGCAAAGAAAGUCAAGCGAAAGGAUGUUGCACCUGUAGAUCAUUCAAAGAUAGAGUACGAAGACUUUAGGAAAGACUUUUAUAUUGAGCCACCGGAACUGAGAGAAAUGACACCUGAUCAAGUUGAUUUGCUCCGUAUCGAAUUGGAUGGUAUUAAAAUCCGUGGCGUCAAUUGUCCCAAACCAAUCACCAAAUGGACACACUGCGGGCUUCCUGCUGGCUGCCUUGAGGUUAUUCGUAAACUAAAGUAUGAAAAACCAACUGCUAUUCAGGCACAAGCUAUACCUGCUGUCAUGAAUGGUCGUGAUGUUAUUGGUGUGGCAAAGACUGGUUCUGGAAAAACGAUUGCAUUUCUGCUUCCUAUGUUUCGUCAUAUCAAGGAUCAAAGGCCACUAGAAGCAGGUGAAGGGCCAAUUGCUGUCAUUAUGACUCCUACUCGAGAGCUUGCAACACAGAUACAUAAAGAGUGUAAACCAUUCUUAAAAGUACUCAACUUGAGGGCUGUUUGCGCUUAUGGUGGCAGCCCUAUUAAAGAUCAAAUUGCAGAUUUAAAAAGAGGCUGUGAAAUCAUUGUGUGUACACCUGGUCGUAUGAUUGAUCUUCUCUGUGCCAAUUCAGGCAGAGUAACAAAUCUUCGACGUGUUACCUAUAUGGUAAUGGAUGAAGCCGAUCGUAUGUUUGAUAUGGGCUUUGAACCGCAGGUCAUGAAAAUUGUUAAUAACGUUAGACCUGAUCGUCAAACAGUCUUGUUCUCUGCGACAUUUCCUCGUCAGAUGGAAGCUUUAGCACGAAAAGUGCUAAAAAGGCCAUUAGAAAUUACUGUUGGAGGUCGUAGUGUUGUAUGUGAAGAUGUUCUUCAAAUAGUAGAAGUUAGAGAAGAAAAGACAAAGUUUGUAAGACUUUUGGAAAUUCUGGGUAAACUCUUUCAUGAUGAAGGAGAAGAUAAUGCUAGUGCGAUUAUCUUUGUGGAUCGUCAAGAAGCAGCAGACAACUUACUUCGUGAUUUAAUGAGAAGAGGGUACCCUUGUCAGUCUUUGCACGGUGGCAAAGAUCAAGCCGACAGAGAUAGUACAAUAUAUGAUUUCAAAUCCGGUAUUACCAACAUCCUUAUUGCAACGUCGGUAGCAGCUCGUGGAUUAGAUGUGAAAAAUCUCAAGGUAGUUAUCAAUUACGAAUGCCCUAAUCAUAUGGAAGAUUAUGUUCACCGUGUCGGGCGUACAGGUCGAGCUGGAAACAAAGGUACAGCUUACACCUUCAUCACGCCAGACCAGGACCGAUAUGCUAUGGAUAUUUGUAAAGCUCUCAAACUCAGUGGACAAGAGAUCCCAUCUGAUCUGCAAGCAUUAGCUGAUUCUUUCCAGAGCAAGGUCAAGGAAGGCAAAGAACGAGCCAGUGGUUCUGGCUUUGGUGGCAAAGGCCUUGAGCGUCUUGAUAAGGAUCGUGACUUGGUCAAAAAGAUUCAAAAGAAAGCCUAUGGUACCGGAGAUGAAGAUACAGAUGAAGAAGACUUUGAACUCGAAACAAGUUCGACUAAAAUGGAUACUGAUGAGGCUCCUAACAACAAAACAAUUGAGCCUGUUGUGCCUGGUCAGGCUGCUUCUGCUGCUGCUGCUGCUGCUGCUCAAGCUGCAUCGGCAGGUAAGGGAGCAGAAGAGCAACUUAGUGCAGCUGCCAUGGCUGCUAAGGAAGCUGCUGCGGCUGUUGCAGCGCGUAUUAACAAGAUGAGUACUCUUAAAGCAAGUGUACAGGUUGGUACAGACGGUGCAGAAGGGCGUCCAGUAUAUACAGAGGAAAUUGAAAUCAAUGACUAUCCCCAAAAGGCAAGAUGGAGAGUCACGAAUAAGGAUCAAAUAUCACAAAUCACUGAAGUCACAGGUGCUGCUAUCACCACCCGAGGUUCCUAUUUCCCAGCAGGCAAGCAGCCUACAGGCAAUGAACGUAAACUGUACCUGUUUAUUGAAGGUGAUUCCGAAAUGGUUGUUGAAAAGGCGAAACUUGAAAUUAAACGAGUGCUGCUGGAAGCAACAACAGCGCAAUUGGAAGCCGAACGAAGAGGUGGAGCUGGUGGAACUGGAAGAUACCAAGUUGUUUAA
Molecule: messenger RNA, 2313 nt
Organism: Rhizopus microsporus ATCC 52813
Lineage: Eukaryota; Fungi; Mucoromycota; Mucoromycetes; Mucorales; Rhizopodaceae
Product: P-loop containing nucleoside triphosphate hydrolase protein
Exons: 5
Coding region: 1-2313 (770 amino acids)
Molecular function (GO): RNA helicase activity; ATP binding; RNA binding
Source: RefSeq, a predicted model, not a curated record